GAGUAGCUGUCCUUGCGGCUGCGUUUGCGCUUCUUGCCAUCCUUCUGUGCCUUAGUCACCGCCUUCUUGGAGCCCUUCUUCGGGGCAGGAGUGGACUUCGCAGGCUAAGGCAUGCUAAAGUACUGCGAUCGAAAUGAAACAAAGGACCAGGAAAGUAAAAGGCGCUUCUUUAACAACAAGGGUUUAUGCAAAUGAGGUGGGAUAAAGGUGGCUGGUGAUUGGUGAUUUUUCUCCAGUGACGUCAUAGCUCAAUUUUUUUUUUUUUUUUUGCCCAGUCAAGGUAGGCAUCCUGCAUAGCGGCGUUUCCAUUGGCCUAAAUGAAAGUAAAAUGUUAGCCAAUCGUACCGCUUCCUUUUCGCGCCUAGCAGGGCCUAUAAAAUAUGCGUUUUUAAGUUUUUUGCUUCUUAUCUUUGAUAGCGGUUGUUGAUCCCGAGCCAUGUCCGGGCGAGGCAAACAAGGGGGCAAGGCUCGCGCCAAGGCUAAGACUCGCUCAUCGCGGGCCGGGCUCCAGUUUCCCGUGGGCCGAGUGCACCGCCUGCUCCGUAAGGGCAACUACGCCGAGCGGGUCGGGGCCGGCGCGCCGGUGUACCUUGCGGCGGUGCUGGAGUACCUGACGGCCGAGAUCCUGGAGCUGGCGGGCAACGCGGCCCGCGACAACAAGAAGACGCGCAUCAUCCCGCGCCACCUGCAGCUGGCUAUCCGCAACGACGAGGAGCUCAAUAAGCUGCUGGGUAAAGUCACCAUCGCGCAGGGUGGGGUCCUGCCCAACAUCCAGGCCGUGCUGCUGCCCAAGAAGACCGAGAGCCACCACAAGGCCAAAGGCAAAUAGAAGUCUGGAUUAGUUUAAUGCAGCUCAAGUUUCUCAAUCAAACCAAAGGCUCUUUUCAGAGCCACCUACAGUUUUCUGGGAAGAACUGAGCACUAGGUUUAUAAAGCUUAUACUCUAGAUAAUACUUAGGACCAUUAUAGGUGAAUUAUACCAACCUCAAAACUUGUGUUAGGAAGUGAUUUCCACUCCAUGUUAAAGUGUGUGAAAUAACCUAUAAACUUUGAUUGAACACCAUUGGCAGAUUUGAGGGGUUAUGUGGAAUGAGUCAUUCUUAAGUAUUGUCACCUUCACCUCUACCCAUCAUGAACCUCUGGAAAGCACAAACUUCUGGUGGAAGGUCAAUGUGCCUUUUUGUGGCAGUUUUAAGACAUCUUUGUUUUCUGGGUUCUAGACAUCCUGAAUGUUCAGGGAUCAAACCAAACCUGUAUCUUAGGUCAAAGGCCAUUUUUGGAGCCGUAAGAUAUCUGAGAAAGACCUAAUUUCACAUCAGUGUACAUUACCUUUUCCAUUGCUGAUUAAGGAAUAUUUAAAUACUCAGGCUUCUUAUUGGAAAAGUUAGCUGAGGUGCCUGGCAAUUAUACUCAUUGUUUAUUAUUGGGUUCUCAAGUAUUUUCCAAGCUCCCUCGCACCCAUCCAUACAAACAGAUGUCUAUAUAAGUCGAUGAUCAUUCGUUUCAGGAUAAAAAUGCUAAGUUCUAGUUUAAAAUGCCGUUUUCUUAGUCUUUUUAUUGUUAAAAGACCUUGUACUGAUGGGAUUAGAUCAUUUUUUCCUUAAAA
Orcinus orca (killer whale) is the source of this 1606-nucleotide messenger RNA. Its product is annotated as histone H2A type 1. The transcript has a single exon. The record is from RefSeq and is a predicted model, not a curated record. Gene Ontology annotation, molecular function: structural constituent of chromatin; protein heterodimerization activity; DNA binding. Bases 437 to 829 code for a protein of 130 amino acids. Gene Ontology annotation, cellular component: nucleosome. NCBI's taxonomy places the organism in Eukaryota, Metazoa, Chordata, Mammalia, Artiodactyla, Delphinidae.